AUGCCUCUUCGGGGGGCCGCCUCGCGCAUUGGCGCCCUCCAGCCGCUGGGGACCCUCCUGCGGCCCUUGGCGUCGGAUGCGAUGCGCUGGGCGUCGGGCGGAGCGGCAGAGAUCGUGGGGGUGGCUGGAGAUGGGCCGACGGGGAGGGGGGCCGGAUCGGCGGCGGAGAAUUCGGUUCAGGUGCUGCGGGAGAAGUUGAAAAGAGGCCCUGACUUGGGAGAUUUUCUUUCUGGAGAAGGCUCGCUACCAAGUGGAUAUUCAGUGGAACCAGUACAUUGGAGGGACAGAAAGAGGAAGCCGGAUUGGAUGAAGCGCAUCGUCCCCGGCGGUGACAAGUACACCCAAAUCAAGGCGAAGCUUCGGGAGCUGAACCUGCACACUGUGUGUGAGGAGGCGCGCUGCCCCAACCUUGGGGAGUGCUGGGGUGGCGGAGAUGGCCACACUGCAACGGCGACAAUCAUGCUGAUGGGUGACACCUGCACCCGGGGCUGCCGCUUCUGCGCUGUGAAGACCUCCCGCGCCCCGCCUCCCCUGGAUCCUAAGGAACCGGCCAACACAGCCAAGGCAGUGGGCGCCUGGGGCGUGGACUACAUCGUCCUCACCAGCGUGGAUCGGGACGACCUGCCCGACGGGGGCUCUGCGCACAUCGCAGAGACCAUCAAAUUGUUGAAGGCGGAGACGGGGGGGCGGCUGCUGGUGGAGGCACUGGUGCCGGACUUCCAAGGGAGGAGAGAGUCCGUGGAGGAGGUGGCGCGCUCGGGGCUGGACGUCUUUGCGCACAACGUGGAAACUGUGAAGCGGCUGCAGGGCGCCGUGCGCGACCGGCGUGCCAGCUGGGACCAGAGCCUCUCCGUCCUCAAGAUGGCCAAACAGAGCGGGGCAAAAAUCUCUAAAACGUCCAUCAUGCUGGGGUGCGGCGAGAGCCCCCAGGAGGUGAUGGCCGCCCUGAGGGAGCUCCGGGACAAUGGCGUGGACGUCGUCACCCUUGGCCAGUACAUGAGGCCGACCAAGAGGCACAUGGCAGUGGCCGAGUAUGUGACGCCGGGGGCGUUCAGGGCCUACGAGCUGGCAGCCAAGGACAUGGGAUUCCUGUACGUAGCGUCGGGGCCGAUGGUGCGGUCGUCGUACAGAGCAGGGGAGUACUUCCUGGCGAAUGUGUUGAGGGCGGGGGAGGGGGAGGGAGCCACUGCUGCUGUCGGGGGCUGA
Ostreobium quekettii is the source of this 1206-nucleotide messenger RNA. NCBI's taxonomy places the organism in Eukaryota, Viridiplantae, Chlorophyta, Ulvophyceae, Bryopsidales, Ostreobiaceae. The record is from the annotation of a GenBank genome assembly.